CAAAAACCAGAUUCAUAAAAACUGGUUCAUUUCACGUUCUCCUCCCAACACUGUUUCCACAAGAUAAAACCACCUAAUUCGAAAACCCAUCAUCAUGCUUCUCGUUUUCUUACACACUCUCUUUCACCAAGUCACGUCGCGGUGGCCGCUGCUGCUAUGCGCGGCAACGUGGACGGUUCUCUUGACGUUAACCGUGGCCGUGGCAUCGUUCGCGCCGGAGAUCGCUUUUGUGUCGGCCAUAUCUCCGUCUUCCUCGUUCUCAAAAUCGUGUCAUGCGGACGGGUUCGUGAGGAUUCCUUUGGAUAAUCCGAUGGAGGUGAUGUGCUUUCCGGCUCACUUGGUUAGGAGGUCCAAGUUGGAUUUUUUCCUUCCGACAGUGUUUGCAGCUCUUGUUGUGGCUUGUUCGGCCUGCAUGGUUCGGUCUUUGGGUUUGUGGGAGAGUUAGAGAGGUGAUGAAAAUGAUA
Molecule: messenger RNA, 464 nt
Organism: Juglans regia (Persian walnut)
Lineage: Eukaryota; Viridiplantae; Streptophyta; Magnoliopsida; Fagales; Juglandaceae
Exons: 1
Coding region: 95-445 (116 amino acids)
Source: RefSeq, a predicted model, not a curated record